This is a messenger RNA of Sphenostylis stenocarpa, 1458 nucleotides long. Lineage: Eukaryota; Viridiplantae; Streptophyta; Magnoliopsida; Fabales; Fabaceae. The record is from the annotation of a GenBank genome assembly.
AUGGAUCCAAAUUGUAGGCAUCCGGUUACAUUCCUUCUUGUCUUCUUAACCUUGGUUUCCAGUGGCUCUGCUUGGGUUGGCGUGAACUGGGGAACCAUGGCAACCCACCAACUGCCACCUUUGAAGGUGGUGAAAAUGCUCAAGGAAAAUGGGUUCUCCAAAUUGAAGCUCUUUGACGCGGAUGAGUUGAUUAUGGAAGCUCUCAUGGGCACCGAUAUCCAAGUCAUGGUUGCAAUACCCAACAACAUGCUGGAGAAGAUAAGUAACAGUCCUAAAGCUGCAGACUCUUGGGUCUAUGAUAAUGUUACCUGUUACUUGUUCACUGGUGGCGUAAAAAUCAGGUACGUUGCUGUGGGUAAUGAGCCUUUCCUUAAAGCAUAUAAUGGUACCUUUGCAAAGAAAACGCUACCAGCCCUAAAGAAUAUACAGGCAUCACUUGAUAAGGCCGGGGUGAGUUCAAAGGUCAAAAUCACUGUUCCAUUCAAUGCUGAUAUUUACUAUUCACCUGAUUCAAAUCCAGUGCCAUCAGCUGGUGACUUCAGGCCUGAAGUACGAGACCUCACAAUUGAAAUAAUCCAAUUCUUGUAUGCAAACAAUGCACCUUUUACAGUCAAUAUCUACCCUUUCCUUAGUCUUUAUGGCAACGAAGAUUUCCCUUUUGAUUUUGCAUUUUUUGAUGGAAAAAACAGUCCUCUUAGGGAUGGUAAGGCACUUUACACCAAUGUGUUUGAUGCAAAUCUUGACACUCUUCUGUGGGCUUUAGACAAGGCAGGAUAUCCUGACAUGAAGGUUAUAAUUGGGGAAAUUGGGUGGCCAACAGAUGGUGAUAAGAAUGCUAAUGCCAAGAGUGCAAGGAAGUUCAACUUUGGUUUGCUUAAACAUGCUCUGAGUGGCAAGGGUACCCCUAAAAGGAAAGGCACAAUUGACCUGUACCUAUUCAGCCUCAUUGAUGAGAACACUAAAAGUGUUGCUCCUGGGAACUUUGAGAGGCAUUGGGGGGUUUUUGAGUUUGAUGGCAAGCCAAAGUAUGAAUUAGACUUAACUGGCCAGCACCAGGACAAGGGCCUUGUCCCUGUGGAAGGUAUAAAGUACCUGGAAAAGAGGUGGUGUAUUUUGGAUCCAGAUGUGACUAAUUUGAAUGAUUUGGCUAGUUACAUUGACUAUGCUUGUACCUUUUCUGAUUGUACUUCCCUUGGCUAUGGUUCUACUUGUAAUAUUCUUAGUGUCCAAGGGAAUGCAUCUUAUGCCUUCAAUAUGUACUAUCAAGUAAAUAACCAACAGAAGUGGGACUGUGAUUUCUCUGGUUUUGCUACCAUAACACGGAAGGAUCCAUCACAGAAAGGCUGCCAAUUUCCUGUGAUGAUAGCUCGCAGUUCAUCUUUGCUACUGCAUGAAGGAAUUCUAGGCAUCCUAAAGAAAGCACUGGAGGUCCUUUUUUUUUGCAUGAUUUUGUUAUAG